GUGUCUGAAGCUUCUGUUAGCAGAAACCGCAGUACUAUUAUUGUUCCUGCAGGAAGUGCACGGGAUGAAGGGUGGGCUGCAUUCAGGAAUAUUUUGGCUGAAAUAAAUGAGGCAUCCAGACUUUUCAUGCUGCCCAAUCAGCAACAAAAUUCUGAGCCAUCAGAACAUCUUGUUGGGCUUUCAGAUGAUGUAGGAGCUGGUUUUAUAACUGGUCAUAGUUCUCAACCUGCUCCAACAUCAGAGUUUAAUGUAGACAGAGCAGUUGAUUUGCCACCAAUGGAUGAUAAUAAUAAUUUGGGGGUCUCAAAGGUGAUCAGGGCCGAUCAAAAGAGGUUCUUUUUUGAUCUUGGCAGCAACAACAGGGGCCACUUUUUAAGAAUAUCUGAGGUGGCAGGUUCUGAUCGCUCCUCCAUCAUUCUCCCACUGUCAGGGCUAAAACAGUUUCAUGAAAUGGUGGGUCACUUUGUGGAGAUCACCAAAGAUCGAAUUGAAGGAAUGACUGGUGCACAUAUUCGGACAGUGGACCCUCCUCAAAGAUGA
This is a messenger RNA of Ilex paraguariensis (yerba mate), 540 nucleotides long. The record is from the annotation of a GenBank genome assembly. Lineage: Eukaryota; Viridiplantae; Streptophyta; Magnoliopsida; Aquifoliales; Aquifoliaceae.